GGCGCGGAAAGCGCGGGACACCAUCGCCUCCGGUCCUCCCGCCUGCCGGAGCCCGAACUUCAUCACCCCGCGCCCAAAACGAGUGGCCUGUACCUGCAAUAGAGAUGUUCUGAGAGUGCCCAGAAGACACAGUGCAGCUCCUGCCCUUCAUCAGAGGAACAGGACUGAAGAGGUAUGGUCGUUUGUUUUAAUUUCCUGGCCUGUGGUUGUUUUCAUAAUCUUGGCCAUUAUCCGUCUCAAAUUCCCUCCAGAACCACAGCAAAACUGUUAUCUUGCACCCCGAAACCUUCCUAGUGCAGGCUUCUUCCCAUUCUUGCAAACCGUGCUGUGUGAUUCAGAUGCCAGGUGUAAAGGCACACCAUACACACCAGAAGAUUUACUGCCAAGACUUAGUGACAUUUCAUCUCUCAAACUUAAGAGGAGGAGCUCAUCCAGUGUAUCCAAGGACAGCCAUCCAUCAGCAUGGAGUGCAGAGGUUCCUAAAAGCAGGAACGCUUCACUGGCAUUUGGGGAUUUGGGAUCUCAUGGAGAAAAAACCCUUGGGAAUAUUUCAUCACCAUCCAACUUGACUUCCAGCAUCAACACGUUCAACAAAAUCCUCAAUUUUGGGAAGAGCCAGACCCAACAUUCAACUGCAGCCACUCUCAAAGUCCUGCUGUGUGAGGUCUUGUCGCGGUAUGUGGCACAUCCCGGUGUCACCGGAGAGAGGAUGGCGGCCAACAUCCACCACACCUUCUGCUUCACUGACUCGUCACUUUUGGAGUCGUUUGCCCAGGAGUUCAGGAGUCAACUCUCUCAGGUGCAACACAACCCACAGUACCAGGAGACAUUUGUCAGUGAAAUGGUCUCGUUUCUGACACUCAUCUCCCAAGUGCAGAAUGACACCUCCCUGUGGCAUCUCCUUUUGCUGGCCCCAGAUGUGUUGCAGGACAACUUGCAACUGCAAGACAUAAUUGAUUUCCUUCAGAAUCCAAGCAGUGUUGUGCUGGCAGCUCAGAAUGUCUCUGCAUCGCUUUUGACUGAUGAUAGAUCCAAAACUGUUCAGAAUGGGAUUACAGAUCUUCCAUAUUCAGUGAACUGCUUGGAGCAAGAUAAAGAGAAAAGUUUGGUGACCAGAUACAUUUGUAAUUCCUUUGUUAACUGGAAAGACAAGCAGACUUUAGUGUCUGAAUUGGAGGAAGUUCUAAGAAAAAUAAAGUCACCAGAGAUUGGUAGAAAGGACUCCAAGAGGUCCAUUAAUUCAGAUGAUUUAGAAGCCAUACAAAAGCAUCUACAUCGUUUAAAAGGCUUUGAGGAAAAAAUGAAUAGAAGUGAAUUAAAAACCUUAAAUCUAUUCAGAAAUUUGAAGAAUGAAACAUUACAGAAAUUGUAUGCAUUUCUUGAACUGGGAAAGAAUCCACAUCAUGAUUAUAAAUUAAAGGAACCAUAUAAUAAGGAAAUAAUUGAUGAAAUCUAUAACUUCACAUCACUGCAAUUACUGAGUGACUUUAAUAAGACUUCCAUCUUUGAUAUAAUGACCCAGUGGAAAGAAAUUCAGAGCGCUUUAAAAUUAGCUACAAUUAUUUGGAAUCCAGUUUUGUUAAACAAGUCUAAUUUUAGUAUAUUACAAACUAAGGAUGCUCUCAAAAUGUUGCUCUCCGCGAGCAUGCCAUCACUUCUGGAAGACUUCAGAGACCAUUUAAAUGGAAUGCAAGAAACACCAUCUUUGUUUUCGGAUGAUCUGCUGAAGCCUGUGUCCUACAGCAACUUUGCAGAGCAACUCCAAGCUCUGCAGAGGAUGAUUUUUGUAAUGACAGGCACGAACAUGGGUUAUCAGUACCUACUGCUGCCUGUGUUUGAGGUGAUGCGGGAAGUGGAGCGCUCCGUGGGGGAAGCCUGGUGGGAUGAGCUGAAUGUCUACUGGCGCCUCGGGGAGAAACUGAGGUCGAUGAAGUGGAACAACACAGGCAUCAUCGCCUACGGGCAGUUCUUAGAGGUAUUAAACAGCCAUUUACAAAAGCUGAAUAAUAAUUCAAGUGGUGUCUUCAGUGAACAGUUGGAUCAGCUGUCAGAAUUUAUAACAGCCGUGUUUAAAGAGUUUGGGGAGAGCUCUGGAGUAGCCAAUAUCUCACUAGUCACCCAAGCCAUCCAAAAGACCUUGUACAUAUUAAAAGACUUACAGCUGAAUUAUAAUGUCACUAAAUUGAAAUCUAUAGAUCUUUUCUUUAAUUUUGACAAUAAAACCUUCAAGAGCUUGUCUGAACUUCUGAGGACAGGAAUGAAAAUCCUUCAUUAUACAAGCGACAGUGAAGCUUCCAGGGAAGAAAUAAUUAACCCUGUCUAUAACUUAACACAUCUCCUACUGCAGGAGUUCAACCAGUCUUCCUUACAGCCCAAUACUUCUCUGGAGGCAAAAAUUUGGGAGUUCUUGCAUUCAGCCUUGAGUCCUUUCCUUGAGAACAGCAACAAUGGUGGCGGGACCCUCCAGAAUUGCUCUUUUGAAAACGUGCUCCACAUAGCACUUGAGAUGCUGUUUGAAAAUGCCACUCUAAGGGAGUCCUUAGCCAGGAGCCCCUGCAAGACCCUCUUUGAUUCCAUGGGCAUGGAGGGUGGAACAGUGCACAAUGACAGCUUUGCCAAAGUGUUCCAGCUUGCCAUAAGAAACCUGAAAGUGUCUCCAGAGUUUGCUGCUCUCUACAAGAACAGCAGCGAAUGCUUCUCCAAGGAGCUGUCGUGCAUCACCCAAUCUCUGCAUUUUUCCCUGAGUUUCCUUUCCAAAUUAAACCUUGUGUCUGAGCUGGAAAACUCUUGGGUGCAGGAGAAGGCGAGAGCUCUGACUGCUGUCACGGAGGGGCUGCUGCAGAGUAAUGUCUCCUGCCCCAUCCCAGUCCAAGAUGUGCUCCCAUCUCAGCUUUUGAGCCUGCUGAUUCCUGCCAUGCUGAAUGAAACAGUGCUGGACUCCCUAAAUUUCUCUGACACUGUAGCAAGCUGGAAUAACCUGUCCAUGCUCUUCAGUGUGGCACAGGGUGAGCUCCAUGUGAACAACCUGCUGCAGAGACUGCACGGCGCCUUCAGCCUCCCCAAAUGGAGUUAUUACACAAGUGUCUGGGAUGUGGUUGACAGGUUCCUCAACACCAAAAGGAAUCUAACUGAAGGAGCUGCCUUUGGAAAGUUGUUAAGAGCAGUGGCAAACAACUCUGCCAACGAGAUGUCAGCUCAGGAAAUCGCAGAAGCCAGCUUCUACGUUCUCAAGGGGCUGAACUUCUCUGACCUGCUAAAUGAAUUCGAUAUAAGUUCCAGCUCAGCUUUUCACUCCAACAAAACUAGUUUUGACAGUGUGAUUGAUAUCAUCUCUCAUCACUUCGUAGUCAUGGCAGAAACUCUCUACAACAAGACCCUGCCUUGGUCUCAGAGUGACCACACUCUGUCACCAACCAGUUUGAUCACACGAUUUCUGUUUUUGGAAUUUGAAAACACACUCUUGCAGGUGACAAUGAAUAACAGCUGUAACCCUUACCUGAAGUGUUUAAUAAAUGCUGCUGAAGCUGAGGACAGAGAAUUGACAGAAAACAUCACCCUGCUUUUGAAGCAAACUCAUCUGAAAAAGAACUCUUUUAUGCAAAAUAAUACCUCUGAGAAACAUUCAUCCAUACCAGAGCUCCUGAAGCUAAAAAUCUCUCGCCUGCGGGAUCUGACAACCCUUCUGUGUGACUACGAGAGCUUUAAGUCAGUCCAGCAGCUCUGCCACCUCCCCGAGGUUGGCUUUGGAGAGCUGUGUGAGCAAGGCCAAUCCCACGAGCAGCUCCUCCGCGCUGUGGAGCUGAGCAGUGACAUGGUGACCAAUGUCCUGAACCACAGGAGAAUCUCCCAAGAGUUUCAGAAUGUACUCAUUGGGGAUGCCACGAACAUCCAGACACUGCUGAAUUGGCUUCAAGAAAAUGUACCAGAACUUGCUUUCUUUCAAGAGAUUCCUCAGUAUAUGGCUACUUUGAAUUCCAUGUUGAACAUCACUGAGAGUUUAACAAACUCUAGCAAGCAAGAAAAGUUAAGAGAUGUGUUUAGAAAUGUGGACCAGCUCAAGGAGGAUCUCAAAAAUGCAACAGGAAUGUCUGCAGCCAGUAUUGAUGCUCUUCUGGAAACACCUCUCCCAGAAAACAGCAGUCAGCUCAUUUCUCAGCUCCUGCAGCUGGAGUCCUGUAGUGUCCGUCCCGCUGACCCGCAGCUGCGAACGGUGGCAGAGGAGUUGUGCAAACUCUCUCUCUCAGAGAGGACUCGUGGGACCUACAUCCUGGGGGUCACGCUGCUACGACACUUAGACGUUUACAAUUUCUUGUACAAGAUGUUUUUCCCUAAGGAACUUCAGCAACCCAUGGACAAGAUGUUAGGCCUUCUGACAAAAAUGAAAUACUUCAGACACCAGGUUGAAUCUGGUGUUGAUCCAUUGCUACAAGCUAUUCAUUCCCUGAAAAAGCUCCGGCAGUCUAGGAAAAUGCCACUGACUAAGGCGUUAUUUAAACCAGCCACCUUUAGGAUAACACGUGGCACAUUUAAGUCCAUGUCAAAAGUUCUCUGCAACCAGGAGAUCACACCCCUGUUCUUUGAGUCCUUGCUUCCAGAUUUUGGAGACCCCAUAAGCAACAGUUCUAACGCGGAGGAUGUCUAUGUCCAAAAGCUGAUGAGGAAAUAUGGGAUUCCUCAAGACUCCACACCAUUUUGCUUAUCCUUUUACCUGGACCUGGUCAAGACCCCGACUGGAGCUUUAAUUUGGUCUUUUUUAAAACCAAUGGUGCUUGGGAAGAUCCUUUUCACACCAGAUACCCCAGCAACUCGAGCAAUCAUGAGGAAGUCUAAUGCAACCCUGGAGCAGAUGGCUGAUCUAGCCCUGAAGUCCCAAGAGUGGCUGGACAAGUCUCCUGUCAUCAUUAAUUCCCUGGCUAAGUUAAACCAGACAGUUCCAAUGAUCAAGAACACUCUGCAGAAUCCCUUUGUGCAGGUUUUUAUCAAGAUGAUGGUGGAUUUGGAUGCAGCUGAACUGCUGAGUCAGAUAAACGAACUGGAUGAUAUUCGGCUGGAAUUACAGAACAACACUGACAUUGUUGAUCAGCUGAACACUCUUGCUACCCUUGCUGUAAACGUGUCCUCCUGCGUCUCGUUUAAUCGUGUUCGGGCAGUCAAGGACUUAGAGGAAAUGGAAAGGGUGGCUAAGGAGCUCUUUCUGAAGAACGAACUAUUUGCAAGUAUCAUUUUCAAGCUGCCUUCAAGCCAUAGCAGCCCUGGAUCCUCAGUUUCUGGGGCCUUGACCCUCCCUCCUGUGCUCAACUACACGAUCCGAAUGAGCAGCAGGAUCACACAGACCACCAACAGGAUACGGGAGCGCAUCUGGACCGUGGGCCCACACAAUUCCACCUCCCAGAGCCAGAUCUACAGCCGGGCCUUUAUUUAUAUCCAGGACAACAUUGAAAGGGCCAUUAUUGAAUUACAGACUGGCAAGAAACCAGAGGAAAUAGCUGUUCAAGUCCAGGCCAUGCCUUACCCCUGCUACAACAAGGAUAUGUUCUUAACCAGCGUGACCUACUCUCUUCCAUUUGCUCUGAUGGCUGCCUGGGUGCUGUUUAUAGCUGAUUUUGUUAAAACACUUGUUCAAGAGAAAGAUCUGAGGCUUUAUGAGUACAUGAAGAUGAUGGGUGUUAAUGCCAGCAGCCAUUUCAUCGCCUGGUUCGUGGAGUGUGCCAUCUUCCUUCUGAUCACUGUCACCUUCCUCAUUAUUGUUCUAAAAGUGGGUGACAUCCUUCCCAAAACAAACACAGCACUCCUGUUCCUGUACCUCAUGGACUACAGCCUGUCCAUCAUAGCCAUGAGCUACUUCAUCAGUGUUUUCUUCAAUAACACCAACAUAGCAGCCUUGGUGGGCAGCCUCGUGUACAUCCUCACCUUCUUCCCCUUCAUCGUGCUGCUCGUCAUCGAGAAUCACUUGAGCUUCUCUGUGAAGAGCCUCCUGAGCCUCUUGUCCCCAACUGCCUUCAGUUAUGCAAGUCAAUACAUUGCUCGCUACGAGGCACAGGGCAUAGGUCUGCAGUGGGACAACAUGUAUAAGUCCCCCAUGAUUGGAGACAACACUAACUUUGGCUGGAUGUGCUGGCUCAUUCUGAUAGACUCCUUCAUUUACUUCAUUCUGGGAUGGUAUAUAAGGAAUGUUUUCCCAGGUAGAUAUGGCAUGGCUGCUCCCUGGUAUUUCCCAUUGCUUCCAUCUUACUGGAUCGAAUACAACGGUUACCUCCCCUUCUGGAAUGAGAAACAAAGAGGCCUUCUCUUCUCCAAGCUGAUGUUAAGGAAAGAAGUCACCCUCAACAAUAAGAUAUGUGCCCCCCACCCUCACCUGGAACCGGAGCCCACUGAUCUCCCCUUGGGAGUCUCCCUCCAUGGCAUAACAAAGGUUUAUGGAUCCAGAGCUGCAGUGGACAACCUCAGCCUCAACUUCUAUGAAGGGAAUAUCACUUCCCUGCUGGGACACAAUGGAGCUGGGAAAACUACAACCAUAUCUAUUUUGACUGGAUUGUUCCCUACAUCAUCAGGUACUAUCUUUGUGUGUGGCAAAGAUAUCAGGACUGACCAGGAGGUCAUCAGGAAGAACAUGGGGGUGUGUAUGCAGCACAAUGUGCUAUUUAACUACCUCACCACGAAGGAACACCUGCUGCUCUACGGGUACAUCAAAGUCCCUCACUGGAGUAAAGAAGAGCUCUACCAAGAAGUGAAGAGGACCUUGAAGGAGACUGGGCUGUACAGCCACCGUCACAAGCUGGCUGGUGCCCUGUCCGGGGGGAUGAAGAGGAAGUUAUCCAUAGCCAUUGCUCUCCUGGGUGGAUCAAGGGUGGUGAUACUUGAUGAACCAACCACAGGGGUUGAUCCAUGCUCCCGGAGGAGUAUUUGGGAAAUUAUCUCCAAGAAUAAAAAAGGCAGAACCAUCAUUCUCUCAACACAUCACUUGGAUGAAGCCGAAGUUCUGAGCGACCGAAUUGCCUUCCUAGAGCAUGGAGGGCUUAAAUGCUGUGGUUCACCUUUCUACCUCAAGGAAACCUUUGGUGAUGGAUACCAUCUGACACUCACCAAAAAGAAGAACAUGAUAGAGGAGUGUGACACCUCAGCAGUGACCUCCUUGAUCCAGUCCCAUCUUCCAGAGGCUUAUCUCAAGGAGGAUAUUGGUGGAGAGCUCGUGUAUGUGCUUCCCCCUUUCAAGUCCACAGUCUCAGGGGCCUACCAGGCGCUUCUCAGAGCCCUGGACAGCAGCUUGAAUGAUCUGCACCUUGGCUGCUACGGGAUUUCAAACACGACUGUGGAAGAGGUGUUUCUCAAUCUGACAAAAGAGCUGGUAAAGGACCAGCAAGAAGAUGCUGCACUACCCCACCAGCUGCCUGGAGCCAGUGGUCACAGUGGCAGUGACGGAAUGUCUGUGAGCACAGACACCUUCACAGACAGAGACGAUCAGCUCCUGAUCAGAUCCAAAAGCCUGCAGGGUUUGCCACUGCUGCUGAAGAAGACUUCAGCUUUGUUCAUCAAGAGAUUCCACCACACCCGGCGGGAUGUCAGAGGCUUCAUCGCUCAGGUCAUCCUCCCAGUCCUCUUCGUGAUGGCUGCCAUGGGACUUGGGACACUGAGAACCAAGGAGACCGAAUAUCCCGAGCUCCUGCUGUCCCCCUCUCUGUAUGGCACAUCUGACCAGGCAGACUUCUUUGGGAAUUUUAAUGAAACCACAGGUGCUUUAGUUGCUUCGAUGCUUGCUUUCCCUGGAACGGAUAACACGUGCAUGAACGAAAGCAAUUCGCAGUGUUUGACAGAGGACAUGCUUGGCCAGUGGAUUACCAGUGGAAACCAGGGAACUAAGUAUUCUGCCUGCAACUGCACAGAUGGCAUCCAGACAUGUCCACAGAUGAACUACACUCCCCCUCACAGAAGGACCUUCUCCACACGGACACUUUACAACCUUACAGGGCACAAUGUGGAGACCUAUAUCCUGGCAACCACCAAAGACUUCCUGCAGAAACGGUAUGGUGGCUGGAGCUUUGGGCUGCCUUUGACAUCAGAUCUCCAGUUUGAUAUCAAGCCAGUGCCCCCCAACAGAACACUGACCAAGGUGUGGUACAAUCCUGAAGGUUAUCACAGCCUCCCAGCCUAUCUCAACAGCUUGAACAACUUCAUUCUUCGAGCUAACUUGCCAAAAAAUGAGACAUCCAAAUAUGGUAUUUUCUUAUCAGCUCACCCAUAUCCUGGAGGACAGAGUCAAGAGCAAGUAAUGCUCAACAGUUUACUCGACAUCAUAGUGUCCAUGUCUGUUCUGGUUGGCUACUCCAUCACGACAGCCAGCUUUGUGCUCUACAUGGUCAAAGAGCAUCAAACCAAAGCCAAACAACUGCAGCAUAUUUCAGGCAUUGGGAUGACAACCUACUGGGUGACUAACUUCGUUUAUGAUCUGGUACUUUUUAUGGUCCCUGUUGGACUCUCAGUAGGAGUUAUUUCAGCCUUCCAGAUCCCAGCUUUCUGCAACAACAGUAACUUACUGGCAGUAUUUCUUCUGCUGUUACUGUUUGGGUACGCAUCGUUUUCAUGGAUGUACCUGCUGGCUGGGUUCUUCAAGGAAACGGGGAUGGCCUUCAUUGUGUAUGUCUGUGUCAACUUGUUCUUCGGCAUCAAUACCAUUAUCACACACUCAGUUGUAUUUCUGCUCUCCCAGGAAAAGGCCACAGACCAGGGCUUGCGUGAUCUUGCUGAAAAUUUAAGGCAUGCAUUCCUUCUGUUCCCACAAUUUUGCUUUGGCUAUGGCUUGAUUGAACUGUCGCAGGAUCAGGCACUGCUGGGCUUCUUAAAAGCCUAUGGAGUGGAUUACCCUGACAAAACCUUUGAGCUAGACAAGACCACAUCCAAGCUGUUUGCCAUGUUUAUCCAGGGCACCGUGUUUUUUGCCAUUCGCCUUACAGUUCACGACAGGAUGAUUCAGAGAGUCCGGAGCAACAUACUGGAGUUCCUGUUCGACAGAGUGCACGGCAAAGCAUCACUCCUGCCCCCUGCGGAGGAGGACGUGGAUGUCCAGGCGGAAAGGAGCCGGGUGGAGGCUGGCAAGGCUGACUUCAACGUGGUGCAGCUCCAGAACCUCACAAAGAUCUACCACCUUCCUCACAAACGCAUCGUGGCUGUGAAAAACAUCAGCCUCGGGAUUCCCGCUGGAGAGUGCUUUGGCUUGCUUGGUGUGAACGGAGCUGGAAAGACGACGAUCUUCAAGAUGCUGACGGGUGAUAUCGGAGCAUCCAGCGGAAGGUUGCGGGUCCAGGAUCAUUCUGGGUCCUUGAAUGACAUUAGUGAGGCACACUGGUCACUCUUUGGCUACUGUCCUCAAGAAGAUGCCUUGGAUGACUUGCUGACGGUGGAGGAGCACAUGUAUUACUAUGCCAGGCUGCACGGCAUCCCAGAGAGGGACAUCAAGGGAGUUGUACUCCAGCUUCUCCACCGGCUGAAUCUGAUGGCCUACAAGGACAGAGUCACCUCCAUGUGCAGUUAUGGCACCAACAGAAAGCUGUCAACUGCUCUGGCUCUCAUUGGGAAUCCAUCGAUCCUGCUGCUGGAUGAACCGAGCUCUGGAAUGGAUCCGAAUGCUAAACGCCACCUUUGGAAAAUCAUCAGUGAGGAAGUGCAGAACAAGUGUUCGGUGAUACUCACAUCCCACAGCAUGGAAGAGUGUGAAGCCCUCUGUACCAGGCUGGCUAUCAUGGUGAAUGGGAGUUUCCAGUGCAUUGGCUCUUUGCAGCACAUCAAGAGCAGAUUUGGAAGAGGAUUCACUGUGAAGAUGCACUUGAAUAGCAACACGGUUUGCACUGAGACGCUGACAGAGUUCAUGAAGUCACACUUUCCAAACACAUGCCUGAAGGAUCGGCAUUUCAACAUGGUGGAGUAUCACGUUCCAGUCUCUGCAGGAGGCGUAGCAAAUAUAUUUGAUCUCCUGGAAGGCAGCAAAGCAGCCUUCAAUAUCAGGCACUUCUCUGUGAGCCAGACGACGUUAGAGGAGGUUUUCAUCAACUUUGCUAAAGAUCAAGAGGAUCCUGACGGCGUGGACACGGGUCCUGAUGUGACAGUGGACAGCUCUGACACAAGUAGCCAAGCGAGCACCAUAAGCUCCAUCUAUUGAGGGCACCCAACCACACGGGAUCAUAGAACCUGGGAAAAGACCUGGCAGCCCCUCAGGGUUCUUCCAACCCUGUUUUCUGUGAUUCUGGGAUGGUGGGGAUGAAACAGUCCCAUUUUCUUAAAGUACUUUCUUUUUUUUUAUGCACUUAAUUUGUAACUAGGAACAGGGUAGGCAUUUGAGACUGGCACUUGGUUACAAAUCAGAUUGGUCUUUCCACAGUUCUUUUCCCCCCAGUUCUUGUUUUGUGAUCACUGAAAUGCCUGUGAGGACUUAGAUGACAUCACCUGCUGCUCGUGGCUGUUUGCUUGCAGCAGAAAUGGCUGUGAUGGAGCAGAGGAGCUGUUGGCAGUGCAGGGUAUUUGACCAAAGAGCAGCCCCAGGCUGCAGAGGAAAGCCCACACUCCACUCCUUGCUCAGCAGCAGACUUCCAGGGUGACCAUGCCAAAGUCCCUCAGGUUUGACAGGUUCCCCGCUGGUGAGAAGGGGCUCGUGGCCUUGCCCUGCCUCCCAGGGGAGCUGUGAGGGCAUAGGUGUUGUGUACUGAGAGCUGCAAAUGCCAUUGGUGGGGGCCAUCUUUGGUAAUGACAUAGAGCUUAUCUGUAUGUGUGGGUUACGUCAGCACAAAUACAGUUAUUUUACAAGUUAGUGCUUCCAGUGGUUUUGGUUUGUUCCUGUAGUUUAUUCCAGCUCUAUGUAACUCCUCAAGUAACUCCUCUGGUGCCAGGCAGUUCCUAGCUCCUGGUACCCAGUGGAAGAUCAUUCCCCCACGAGCCCUUUUCUCCUUUGGGCUGGUGUUCAGGUCUGCUCUGCCACAGCUGAGGAAUGGCACAGGGCAGGUGUGUUGGAAUCCUCUGACAUGAAGGAGUUUGCUUUCCAAGACUGUGUUUCCCUGAGCACACUACAGGCAGCGAGCACUUCCCUUGCUCAGAAAACCUCCAUCUCCCAGCAGCUCUGCUUCUCUGUGUCCUCUCCAAUGACCUUCCUCCUCAACCCCACGUGGUGGCUGCCCCCAUGACUCCAGAGCUGUGUUUUCCCACAUAAUAAGGCAUCAUUAGCUUCUGCUUCAAAGGCUCUGCCUGCUGGCUUUCAGUGAGUCCUCCGCCUCCCUAUGAGCAGCAGCCCCCAGCAGCUGAGUUGAGCACACCAGCACGCACAUCCUGCUUCUUCCCCCCCAGAAUCAUUAAUAGAUAGAGCAGUUGAAUAUGAUUCUUUAUUAUAUGUAUCAGCAUAAGGCCUCAAAGACUCGGGUUUGGGUCAGGGCAUUGGUGUACGUGGUGCUAUUCAGGUACAUAAUGAACUUAAACUCUGAGCUCAAUAAACUUGCUGUUGCUGGUGAAAGAGACUGCAGAUAAAGCCUUACCUUGUGAGACCUGGGGUGGCCCAUACAACUUACCUGGGUUCACCCACACAAUUCCAGCCAGGUGGCUUCUUUUUCCUUUUUUUUUUUCCCCAAAACUAAUAUGAGCCAAAGCAACCUUUGAUGAAAGCUGCAAUGGCACAUCAUUCUCACUCUGAUCAUCAGAGCAGUUUGACUAGUUCAGCUCCUAUUUGAUGCCUUUUGAAGGAAUAGGUACUUUCAAUAUCAAGGGGUUCAGGAUUUUACGGUGGGAUACUGAUGUUCAGGGUUUAGUUGCUGCAAGGAGGUCAUGAAUUCUCCUUGGUCUUGGUAUAAACUUCUUACUGAUAGCAGGAGGAGUUUUAUUAUGGAUUGAAGGUAUUGUCAAGCCUUGAAUUAUGCCUCAACCUGCUGACUGUAAUUAAAACUGAGAUUCAGCUUCUUUCCAGAAUGCAUUUGACACCUGCAGUAACUGAAAAAGCUGCCCAGACAUCCAUUGUAGCUUCCAUUAUUAUGUCUCCAGCUCUGCAAAGGCUCUUUUUUCUCAUUUUCAUUGCA
Molecule: messenger RNA, 12044 nt
Organism: Neopelma chrysocephalum (saffron-crested tyrant-manakin)
Lineage: Eukaryota; Metazoa; Chordata; Aves; Passeriformes; Pipridae
Gene: ABCA12
Product: ATP binding cassette subfamily A member 12
Exons: 55
Coding region: 710-10150 (3146 amino acids)
Biological process (GO): transmembrane transport; lipid transport
Cellular component (GO): membrane; intracellular membrane-bounded organelle
Molecular function (GO): ATP binding; ABC-type transporter activity; ATP hydrolysis activity
Source: RefSeq, a predicted model, not a curated record